This is a messenger RNA of Knipowitschia caucasica, 213 nucleotides long. Lineage: Eukaryota; Metazoa; Chordata; Actinopteri; Gobiiformes; Gobiidae. The record is from the annotation of a GenBank genome assembly.
AUGCGCAUGACCCGUAUGCGCAUGACCCGAUGGUUUAAUCCCCUGAGCUUGUCUUGCAGGCUUCAGUCUCAGAGUCGAAAAUUGAGUCGCGUCUUUAUCUUGAUCCAGAUUGUACAAUUUCGACACACAUGCAGUGACACACAAGUUGAUCAACAGCAACAAACCAUCAAUCAUAUGAAGAAUGAGCCUUGUACCUUUGGAUGCAGGUCUUGA